GCGAGCGCUCUCUGGCUCCCUCCUCGCUGGUUCGUGCUCGCGAGCCUCUCGCCGCCCGUGGGGAAGUCGGGGCCGCCAAAGCCGCGUCCACCGCCGCCUCUUCCCCGCCCUCCUCCCUCCCGGCUCGGCUGCCGGCCCUCGCGCCCUCCAGUCGUGAGUAACCCGCGUAAGGGCGCGGAGAGAACCCCGCGGCGGCGGCGGUGACGGCGGCAGCGGCGGCGGCGGCUGGCCAAACCAUGUUUCGGAGGAUCUUGCAGAGGACUCCUGGGCGAGUUGGCUCUCAAGGUUCUGAUUUAGAUUCAUCAGCAACUCCUAUAAAUACGGUGGAUGUCAAUAAUGAAAGUUCUUCAGAGGGUUUCAUAUGUCCCCAGUGUAUGAAAUCUCUUGGGUCUGCUGAUGAACUUUUCAAGCACUAUCAGGCCGUUCAUGAUGCUGGUAAUGACUCGGGUCAUGGUGAAGAGGCCAGUCUUGCUUUGACACGAGAUGACAUAACACUACUCAGACAAGAGGUCCAAGACCUACAGGCCUCACUUAAGGAAGAAAAAUGGUACUCAGAAGAAUUAAAGAAAGAAUUAGAAAAAUAUCAAGGGCUACAGCAGCAAGAAAGCCCUUGGACUGGCAGACUGCAGUGAAGUGACGCCAGCUGUCUAAUGACACCUUACAGAUCUGAAAGGAGGAGAGCCAUCAGAUUCUGAUCUUAACCCAGAUCCUCUUACUUAACUUGACAGACAUGCCAAUUGUAUAGAGUUUUCUUCUCUUUUACCACAUUUAUUUAUGUGUUCUGUUUUAAUUAAGGAGGCUAAGUCUGAUGGAUUGGUGACUGAUUCGUCAGCAGAACUACAGUCUUUAGAGCAACAAUUAGAAGAAGCACAAACAGAGAAUUUUAAUAUUAAGCAAAUGAAAGAUCUGUUUGAACAGAAAGCAGCCCAACUUGCUACUGAAAUUGCAGAUAUAAAGUCAAAGUAUGAUGAAGAAAAGAGUCUCCGAGCAGCUGCUGAACAAAAAGUGACACAUUUGACAGAAGAAUUAAACAAACAGACAACUGUAAUUCAAGAUCUGAAAACUGAACUGCUUCAGAGACCUGGUAUAGAAGAUGUUGCUGUACUAAAGAAAGAACUGGUCCAAGUUCAAACACUAAUGGAUAACAUGACUUUGGAACGUGAGAGAGAAUCUGAAAAACUCAAAGAUGAAUGCAAAAAGUUACAAUCAGAACAUGCUAAUUCAGAGGCUACAAUAAACCAGCUAAGGAGUGAACUUGCCAAAGGCCCCCAAGAAGUUGCAGUAUAUGUGCAGGAAAUACAAAAACUUAAAGGUUCAAUUAAUGAAUUAACACAAAAAACCCAGAACUUGACUGAAAAAUUGCAGAAGAAAGUCCUAGACUACGCCCACUUAGAGGAGAAGCACAAUGAAGAGUCAGCGAGUAGGAAGACUCUCCAGGCAGCCCUCCACCAGCGGGACCUGGAUUGCCAGCAGCUUCAGGCAAGGCUAACUGCAACUGAAAGCUCACUCCAGAGGGCCCAAGGAGAACUCAGUGAAAAGGCAGAGGCUGCUCAGAAGCUCAAAGAAGAACUUCGGGAAGUAGAGAGCAAGCACCAGCAUCUUAAAGUGGAGUUCAAGCAGCUGCAGCAGCAGCGGGAGGAGAAGGAGCAGCAUGGGCUCCAGCUGCAGGGCGAAGUCAGUCAGUUACAUAGCAAGCUUCUGGAGACCGAGCGCCAACUAGGGGAAGCUCAUGGCAGGCUGAAGGAACAGAGGCAGCUUUCCAGUGAGAAGCUGAUGGAUAAGGAGCAGCAGGUGGCUGAUCUCCAGCUCAAGCUCUCUCGUCUGGAGGAGCAGUUGAAGGAAAAGGUAACAAAUUCCACUGAAUUGCAACAUCAGUUGGAAAAAUCAAAGCAACAGCAUCAAGAACAGCAAGCUCUACAGCAAAGCACUACAGCCAAACUCCGAGAAGCUCAGAAUGAUUUGGAACAAGUGUUACGUCAGAUUGGAGAUAAGGACCAAAAGAUCCAGAACCUUGAAGCCUUACUACAGAAGAGUAAAGAAAGUAUUUCCUUACUAGAAAAGGAAAGGGAAGAUCUUUAUGCAAAAAUCCAAGCUGGUGAAGGAGAGACUGCUGUUCUUAACCAGUUGCAAGAGAAAAACCAUGCACUGCAGCAGCAACUAACUCAACUGACGGAGAAGCUGAAGAAUCAGUCGGAAAGCCAUAAACAAGCCGAGGAGAACUUGCAUGACCAGGUACAGGAACAGAAGGCACAUCUUCGAGCUGCACAAGACCGUGUUCUUUCUCUGGAAACCAGUGUCAGUGAAUUAAGCAGUCAGUUAAAUGAAAGCAAGGAGAAGGUCUCGCAGCUUGACAUACAGAUUAAAGCCAAAACUGAAUUAUUACUAUCAGCAGAAGCAGCAAAAACUGCUCAAAGAGCUGAUCUUCAGAAUCAUUUGGACACCGCUCAAAAUGCAUUACAAGAUAAACAACAGGAGUUAAAUAAGGUCAGUGUGCAGUUGGAUCAGCUCACUGCAAAGUUUCAGGAGAAGCAGGAGCACUGCAUUCAGCUGGAAAGCCAUCUUAAGGAUUACAAGGAGAAGCACCUCUCUUUAGAACAAAAAGUUGAAGACUUAGAAGGCCACAUUAAGAAACUAGAAGCUGAUGCUCUUGAAGUUAAAGCCAGCAAGGAGCAGGCUUUGCAGAGUCUACAGCAGCAGAGGCAGCUGAGCACAGACCUGGAGUUGAGAAAUGCAGAGCUGAGUAGAGAGCUCCAGGAGCAGAAGGAAGUAGUAUCUUGUACAAAAUUGGAUCUGCAGAAUAAAUCUGAAGUCCUUGAAAAUAUCAAACAAACCCUCACCAAGAAAGAAGAAGAAAAGGUUGUCUUGAAACAAGAAUUUGAAAAGUUAAGUCAAGAUUCAAAGACACAGCACAAGGAGCUGAGUGACAGGAUGCAAGCUGCGGUCACAGAGCUGACAGCAGUGAAGGCACAGAAGGACGCUCUCCUGGCUGAGCUUUCUACAACGAAAGAAAAACUGUCAAAAGUUUCUGAUUCUUUAAAAAACUCCAAAAGUGAAUUUGAGAAAGAGAAUCAGAAAGGAAAAGCUGCUAUAUUAGAUUUGGAAAAAGCUUGUAAAGAAUUAAAGCAUCAGCUUCAAGUACAGGCAGAAAGUGCACUGAAGGAGCAGAGUGAACUGAAAACGUCACUCGAGAAAGAGAAAGAGACUUCUCAGCAGUUGAAGAUAGAACUCAAUUCAGUCAAGGGAGAAGUCUCACAGGCUCAAAGUACAUUAAAGCAAAAGGAGAAAGAAGAGCAGCAGCUUCAUGGGAACAUAAAUCAGCUAAAGCAGUCAACCGAACAAAAGAAGAAACAAAUUGAAGCACUUCAAGGAGAGGUUAAAAAUGCUCUUUCACAAAAGACAGUACUGGAGAAUAAGCUGCAGCAGCAGUCAUCACAGGCAGCCCAGGAGCUUGCAGUGGAGAAAGGAAAACUGUCAGCGCUGCAGAGCAACUACGAGAAGUGCCAGGCAAACCUCAAACAGCUGCAGUCCGACCUCUAUGGCAAAGAGUCUGAACUUCUAGCCACAAGGCAAGACCUUAAGUCUGUAGAAGAGAAGCUGACUCUGGCACAAGAAGACUUGAUUUCAAACAGAAAUCAAAUUGGAAACCAAAAUAAAUCAAUUCAAGAAUUGCAAGCCGCCAAAGCUACUUUGGAGCAGGACUCAGCAAAGAAAGAGGCGCUGCUAAAGGAGCAGAGUAAGGCACUUGAGGAUGCUCAGAGAGAAAAGUCAUUGAAGGAAAAAGAACUGGUGACUGAAAAGUCUAAAUUGGCAGAGAUGGAGGAAAUUAAAUGUAGACAUGAAAAAGAAAUCACUAAACUCAAUGAAGAACUCAAGUCGCACAAACAAGAAAGCAUAAAGGAAGUAACAAAUCUCAAGGAUGCCAAACAACUUUUAAUUCAACAGAAAUUAGAACUUCAAGGCAAAGUGGACUCACUGAAGGCAGCUCUUGAGCAGGAGAAGGAGAGUCAGCAGCUGAUGAGAGAGCAAGUGAAGAAGGAGGAGGAGAAGCGGAAGGAAGAGUUUUCUGAGAAGGAAGCGAAGCUGCAUUCUGAAAUAAAAGAAAAGGAAGCAGGAAUGAAGAAACAUGAAGAAAAUGAGGCUAAGCUCACUAUGCAGGUCACAACAUUAAAUGAAAACUUGGGUACUGUGAAGAAGGAGUGGCAGUCUAGUCAACGGAGAGUUAGUGAGCUUGAGAAGCAAACGGAUGACUUGCGGGGUGAAAUUGCUGUCUUAGAAGCAACUGUUCAGAAUAAUCAAGACGAAAGAAGAGCACUCCUAGAGAGAUGUCUUAAAGGAGAAGGUGAAAUAGAAAAGCUUCAGACCAAAGUCCUAGAGUUGCAAAGAAAGCUGGAUAACACAACUGCGGCUGUGCAGGAGCUCGGCAGAGAAAACCAGUCUCUCCAGAUCAAACACACUCAGGCAUUGAACAGAAAGUGGGCGGAAGACAACGAAGUGCAGAACUGCAUGGCCUGUGGGAAGUGCUUCUCUGUCACAGUGCGGCGGCAUCACUGCCGACAGUGUGGGAAUAUCUUCUGUGCCGAGUGCUCAACCAAAAACGCCUUAACUCCUUCUUCGAAGAAGCCUGUCCGUGUCUGUGAUGCAUGUUUCAAUGAUUUGCAAGGAUAACGGGUUCUCACAACUUCAGAGUAGUAUCACACUAACGUUAGACUUUUAAUACAUUGAUUUGGACUCUGGUUGCAUACUAGGCCAAAUUGGAAUUCGUAUAUUUUAGAAUGUUACCAGUAUCAAGUAAAACUCUUCUAUUUUUGUGAGACUUGGGUCCAUCUUUAAUUACUUUUUCCAUUAAACCCCUAAAACAGCUUUCAUGCCAAGGUCAGAAUUAGCCAAUGAAAUGUAAAUAAUCUUUGGACAGAAAAUAGCAAUGUAUUUUUUUAAAUAUAAUUUAAUUAUUCACAAAUGAUGAAUAAAGUUCCUUAGCUUCUUUCUCUCAGAUUAUAUGUACAGAAUGUCUGGAUGGCUCCUAUCAUUUGUUGCGGUUUUGUUGCACAACAACACAGUGAUUCUAUUCUCUGGGUGGAGUCAUGCACAGGAAUGUAACACUUUCUGUUUUCUCCUGUAUAGGUCUGUAGCUCAAUUAUGUUGUUGUGUUAUACAUAUUACUUGAGUGUUCUAAAUGCAGUGUAUGCUAAAUGAUGUGUUAACCAUGAAUUUGCGUGUGGGUUUUGUUUGGGCAAUAUUGAUUAAAUUCUCAAGUAGAUUUGAUGAACUCCUAUGUAAAAUUUAUGGUACUUCUGGGAUUGUAUUUAUGAGAUGAGUUAAUUUGCAUUUCUCUAUCUUAUUUCCGACACCCACACACUGUCCCCUAAGGCAUUGUAUGUAACUUCCCCUCCGGAGCUGGAGGCUGAGUAGUAGAGCCAUGUGGUGACCUGGUCUUGGUUUUUGCUGGUGGAAAGUUUUCUGAGUGAUCUCACAGCCUCACUCCUUCCUUUCUGCAUCUUUAGGAAGUUUGCUUUCCAGUCUCCCGAAGUGCAGCUCAGCCUCACUGCAAUUGUGCUGGCAGUAGGGCCUUUGUAAAGAUAGGAACUGAUACUGCUAAUGUCAUCAAAUGGUAAGGAAAUAGUAAAAUUCUUCUUUGUACUUUCCUUAACCAAAUAGGAAAGAACACAUUGACAGUUAGAAAGCUGGCUUCAUGUCUCUGAUGAGGGGGACAUAUUAACUUGGGAUCUUUUAACUUUGAAAAAAAUAGUGCUAUGAGAUUACACAUCACUACAGAGCAGAGUCCGUAUAGCCCCACCCCUCCAUAUACCUAGGAGCUCCUAAAUGAUGAUAAAAAGGAAAACACAGCUGCUUGACCCCUUAAAAGUCAUUUGUCUGUCAACCAAUAAACUUGUUAUUAGAAAGCAUCCGAAGACUGAACUUACUACAUACUAGUUUUUAAGUUAUCUUUCUGAAGAAGAAAUACAAAGUUACACAUCAAAUCAUUACAGUCAUUUAAUAAUAAUAGCAGAGAAAGAUAAGAGCUAAUAUUUCAUUUGCAAGAAAGAAUUUAUAUUACACACUGCAGUCAGGAGUAUGCUGGAAUCUUCAUGUUUUUAUGACAUACUUACAGCAUACACACACAAGACACUGACAUGUAAUUUUUAAUCAUUUAGCAAAGUUAGUCCCUGCUUUCAGUAAUGACUAAGAACACUGAUUAGAUCUCAGGACUUGGAUAAAUAUAUAUCCUUGAGCUUAUAUACUGAAGUGAUACAAUGGCUCUAUAUUAAAAAUAAUAGUUGGGCAAUUUAGACUGAGCUGUUUAUGCCUUUUACAUAAUUGUGAAUCCUUUCUGGUAGUCCUAAUUCUACAUUUUUGGUUUUUGCAUAUAAGUACUUUGAAAUGUGUUUAAAAUGCAGAUAUUCACAGCACUACUUUGUGAAAAUUUUGGAUUAAAAUAUUUGUUCAUGUCAUCCUUUAAUUGAAGACACUGGAGACUUUCCUUUUGUGCAUCCUCACUUCACAAAAAAAUAGAAGUGGCAACAAAGAAAACCCAUAUGUGUUUACGGUAGGUUUCUUGUUUCCCCCAAUAAUCAUAUGCCAUAGGUCCCAAAUAAUAUCUCUAUCAUAUGCCACUAUACUGAUGACACAAUGAAGCCAAACAAACCAUCGCUCCUAUUACCAAUUCAGUUUGGACUGGAAACAGAAAUUUAAGAAUUUUUUUCUUGUUUAAUGAAAAAGUCUUGUGAAUUCUUUUUGGCUGUACACUUAGAUGUCUGCUAGUAGUAUUGUACUGUCAGUGGGCUGGAGCUGCCGCGUACAGGUCUUGACUAUCAUGCACAGUUGGCAUCAGGUGUUGGCAAACGGCACGCCCCAGCACAGAAAUGGGAGCUGAGAUCAGGUUGUGCUGGGUUGUGUACAGUAAACUGUAUGUAGAGAGGGUCUGUAGUAGGCAGCAGGUGAAGCUGCUGAUGAUAUAGGACUUCCUUGUUUUGAAGAAAGGAAAGGAGACAAACACACAAACCUCAGUGCAGUGUACAAAUAAACAUUUUGUUCAACUACCUCUUAAAGUGGAAUUAGCUAGUUUAACAGUUUCCUUAUAGUAAUAUUAAAUAGCAACUGCCAAAUUUACGUUCCCAUGCCUCUCAAAAGGUCUUCGUGAUUACUUUCUAUAGUUUUGAGGUCCUUAUAGCUACUUUUUUACUCUUGCAUUUGCAUAAGAUAUUUAGCCUCUAAGUGGAAGGCAAAUGAUAGCCGUAUAUUUUGAUAUUUGUGACCUGUUUAACUAUAGCAGUUUUUUUUUUAAUGCACUUUGGCUAUAAAAACCAUGGAUAACUUGAUCUAUAAGAUUUAAAUGUGCCAUCAAUUUAGUAUUCCUAGACAUAAGCUUGAUGAAUGAUCUUCUAUAAUUAUAAUGUGCCACAUUGUUCUGUGUCUUAAUUGCCUUUGCCUGAAUUUCAAUGAUCAAAUUGUUAUUGUUGCACAUGUGAAUAUUGUGUAUAAACUUCCUAAAUUUAUGUAAAGUUGUAUAAUAUAGAAUAAAGAAAUCCCACUGUGUUCUCUCUGUAA
Messenger RNA from Mus pahari (shrew mouse), 7545 nucleotides. It is a transcript of the gene Eea1, whose product is annotated as early endosome antigen 1. The coding region runs from base 775 to 4665 and encodes 1296 amino acids. Gene Ontology annotation, molecular function: metal ion binding; 1-phosphatidylinositol binding. Gene Ontology annotation, biological process: endocytosis. Gene Ontology annotation, cellular component: early endosome. The record is from RefSeq and is a predicted model, not a curated record. NCBI's taxonomy places the organism in Eukaryota, Metazoa, Chordata, Mammalia, Rodentia, Muridae. The transcript is spliced from 29 exons.